AUGGACAUAAAUUGCAAUGUUCUCUUUGUUGCAAUUUUCAUUCUGUUUUAUACUUCACUUGCUAAUAUUAGUACUGAUGAAGCUGCUCUUCUUUCUCUGAAAUCACACAUUUCUUUUCAUCCUAACAAUAUCUUAGCAAGCAACUGGUCUUCUUCCACCCCGGUUUGCAGCUGGAUUGGAAUCACUUGCAGCUCCCGCCACAAUCGAGUCACUGCUUUAGACAUUUCUAGCAUGCAACUUCAUGGUACCAUUCCUCCACACAUCGGAAACCUCUCAUUUCUUUCUUUCCUUGACAUCAGUAACAACACUUUUCAUGGAGAUUUGCCACAAGAGUUGGCUCAUUUGCAGAGGUUGAAAUUGAUUGAUGUCACAAGCAAUAACUUCACCGGAGCCAUUCCAUCAUUUUUAAGUUUGUUACCAAAAAUACGCUUUGUGUACCUAUCGAGCAACCAAUUUUUGGGAGAAAUUCCAUCUUCCCUUUCCAAUCUAACAAAGUUGCAAGUGUUGAGAAUGCAAAAUAAUUUUCUUCAAGGAGAGAUCCCUCGGGAACUCAGUGAUCUUCGUUACUUGACUAUCCUAGACCUGCAAAUUAAUCAGCUUACUGGCUCUAUACCGUCAUCAAUCUUUAACAUUACUACAAUGCAAGUAAUUGCUCUUACAAAGAACAAUCUUACUGGUAAGCUUCCAACAACUAUAUGUGAUCAUCUUCCAAACAUGGAAGGGCUUUACCUCCAAAGAAACUCCCUAGAUGGAGUUAUUCCACCAAACCUGGAGAAAUGCAGAAAGCUUCAAAUAUUGGGAUUGGGUUAUAAUGAGUUUAUUGGAACUGUACCAAGAGAGCUGGCCAACUUAACAGCUCUUACAACAUUAGCAAUGGCAGCUCUGCAUUUGGAAGGAGAGAUACCAAUGGAGCUAGGUGAUCUUACGGAACUUAAAACAUUAGAAUUAUCACAGAAUGAGCUUACUGGCUCUUUCCCUGACAGCAUUUUCAACAUGUCAGCACUGCAGACUAUAGAUUUUGAACUAAACAAGCUUUCAGGUACUCUACCUUCAGAUUUAGGUCGUGGAAUGCCCAACCUAAAAGCAAUUUUUUGUGGAGGAAAUAAUCUGAGUGGUUUUAUCUCUGAUUCAAUCUCUAAUUCUUCAAGACUCACAAUGUUUGACCUCUCAGAAAACAGUUUCACAGGUCCAAUUCCUAAAUCACUUGGUAACUUAGAAUACCUUGAGCAUAUGAACUUGGAGAGAAAUAAUUUUAUUAGUGAUCCAUCAUUGAGUUUCCUGACAUCAUUAACAAACUGUAGGAAACUACGCGUACUCGCGUUAGGUUAUAGUCCGUUGGAUGGUGUUUUGCCUGCAUCUGUUGGUAAUUUCUCAAACUCCUUGCAAAGAUUUGUACACCAGCUUGUAAACUGA
This is a messenger RNA of Solanum stenotomum, 1413 nucleotides long. Its product is annotated as receptor-like protein kinase. Lineage: Eukaryota; Viridiplantae; Streptophyta; Magnoliopsida; Solanales; Solanaceae. The record is from RefSeq and is a predicted model, not a curated record. Gene Ontology annotation, molecular function: protein binding. The transcript is spliced from 2 exons. The coding region runs from base 1 to 1413 and encodes 470 amino acids.